AUGCCAACCACCACCACCACCCCAGCAAGGCAAGUGAUGGUUGCCCCGACCCCGAUCGGUGGCAGUUUUGGACUCCUCGGGCUAAUUUUGGUCCUUGGGUUCCUUUUCUGGGUUAAAGUUCCGUGCGCGUCAGACGCUCCUGAACCACCCACAAAUGGUGACGCUGGGGAAACCCCGGCAGCAGAUAUGCUCGAUGAAGAAGAUAAGCUUGAAGAUGAGAAUCGUGACGCGGCUUAA
Penicillium mononematosum is the source of this 237-nucleotide messenger RNA. RefSeq lists its product as uncharacterized. The coding region runs from base 1 to 237 and encodes 78 amino acids. Lineage: Eukaryota; Fungi; Ascomycota; Eurotiomycetes; Eurotiales; Aspergillaceae. The transcript has 2 exons. The record is from RefSeq and is a predicted model, not a curated record.